AUGAAGAGAGCUAUAUCUGAGGACAUCGAAAAUCAUCCUUCGAAGCGAGCCAAAACGGCGGCAGAUGAUUCACCAGACGAAGAGGAUGAGAGCGAGAGCUAUGCGCUAGGGACAAAAGUGAUGACCAAUUUGAGGAAACUGAAAGACCCAGCGACGGAUGAUAAGGAAAAAUUGAGAAUACGAGCCGAGAUGAUUCGAGAUCUACGUGCAUUGGUAAACACACGGUAUGGCGAACAAUUAGUUAAUUCUCCUGAUUGCGAUGAAACCUUCGGAAAUCAUGUCCUCAACUUAAAUUACAUUACUCACUGCUUUCAAAUUGUUCACAGAAUACGAGCUUUGAACUCGGAUUUGAUAAAAUGGGUGAUAAUCAAGUUAUUGGCGGCCAAAACAAAUCAACUUGUCAAUGAAAGGAUGGGCGAUGUGAUACAGCAAUCGAUGCUUCUCAUCUUUCGACUUCUAUCUGAAGAGGCACAAAAAGAGUUAGCUCUUUAUAUUGUUCGCCAACUGAUCGAUGUGAUGGCUGAAGACACUUCUUAUCUGGUCUUUCAUGACGAUGAUUCGGACAGAAUAAAUCCGGAGUUCAAAGUGCGGGUCUCAGUCGACGAAGAUUCUGGUGCCAAGCAAAUAGUUUGCUUAUCUUUGGUAGAGCUGAUUCGGCAUGGAUCUGUCGGUCUUGAAGCAUUCGAUGACAAUCAGGUGACUGGUCUCUGGUGUUGCCUUUACGAGUUGUGCGCUAACGCCUUAGAAGCUACCCCAAUAGAUGCAAAAGUUUUAACGAGUUGCCUCGACACAAUGCAAAAGCUUUUUCAUACUGGCAUAUGGCGCCCUUGGACAUGCGGAUUUGCAUUAGAUGCGGGUUGCAGCAUCUACAUUGAAUUAUUGGAAAACUGUAAAGAUCCACCGCUUGAAUUACGAAGAAAUGCUGUUUCAUUCCUAAAAGUUUUUACAUCCACAGUCCUUAGCAACAAGUCCAAGUACAAGGACGAGUUAGGUGUUGGGGAUCUAUUUGAUUGGGGCGAAAGAAUUGGCCAUCUUGUUGAAAUUUCACUCGAAAAUGUUGAAUGUGAUCCAGCAGAAGUGACCGCUCUUUUUGAUAUAUUGCGUUUUAUUCAAAAAAUCCUGUCGGCCAUAGAAGACGAAGCUUGUUUUGAUGAUGAAACGGCUGUUGCGUUUACAACCACAACCAAGGAAUUGAUAAAGCAUUGCUUGGACACGACAAAGAAUGGAUACACUGGACUCGUUGUUCGACGAUUACGCUCAAUGCUUCACUACGUACUAAUGAUUGAUCAUGUGAAGUCCAAUAGAGUGAACACGGAAUGGUUGUUUCAAUUAUACCAAAAAAGAGCUCAAAACUUUGAGAGCAAACUUAUGUACGACGAAGUUAUUGCUCUUCGGCACACAUUGGCAUCUGCUAUAAAGCCGAAUAAAGUGGGAAAUGAGGAAUUGUUGAAACACUUUUUACCUUCUCGUGCAAAUAUUGAACAUUGGGUUGCUAUCGCAGUUAAACUCUCAUCACCGGCAAAAACUGGCCAAUUUCUACUAAAGAUGUUCGAAUAUCUCGCAGAUGUGGCUUCGAAGAUUAAUGAGGAAGUCGGAAUGAAUCUGGCCUUGUUAUCAAUUCCGUGGCUAAAAAUUAUCGAUCUUUCAACGGAACAGCAACAUAAAAGAAAACUCCCCCUCUUAAAAGUUGCUGAAUCACAAGCGAAAAUUUGUCGACAAUAUAUUGAUGAAAAGAUUCUAUGCCGCACCUUGAAAUCCAUUUGCCGAAUUCAUGUUGAGGGAUGGACGGAGUGGAGGCGUCAAGUUUUUGAAACAGCACUUCACUCACAUGAGCCAUCGAUUGUUGAAACGGCCCUUAAUUCAUUUGCCGAUCUCAUAACUCGCUCAACUCACGGCCCACUCUUUCAAGUGCUGACGAAUGCAAUUCCAGAAGCUCUAUUGGCGAAAUCCGAUAUCCAAUUUCUCUCGGGAAUUUUUGCGGCAUUCGCUAAAGCAAUAUGUGCUUCUGAUUCAUCGGCUGAGGUGCGUGGCUCAACGAUUACUUGCAAGAUUUGCACGAACAGUGAAGCUAGAAACAACUCUUCGGCAACUAUGAUGGAGCUCCCAAAGAAACUUUCAAAUGCCUUAUUAAAAAUAUUCACCGAAGAAGCUCUCAAACAAAGUGUCGAUCAUUUAGUUCAUUUACGGAAAGAAGCGUGUGCUCUUUUAUGGAGUUGUCUGUCUCACAAUUACAAAAUCCCUGAUGACAUUAUUUUUGCAUCAUUCACUUGUAUUAAAGACUCGGACGAUGAAGUUCGCAACGAAUUUUUGGUCAGCUUUAAAUUCAUCGUCUCGAACUUGAAAGCUGGCAAAGAAGGGGAGAAACUGGAGAAUGCGAUACGAGAUGCUUUGAAGACUCCUAAUAUGAAUCAGAUAGCUCUACCAUCAAGCAAAGUCUACUCCUCGUUUGCUCCGUAUUUGUACACUGGCGCGAUAUUUUCUCAAAACAAGUCUUUGGCUCAAUUUUGUUUUAUUCGCUUUCUGACACGAUGGAUGCGACUCGAUGAAGACUCGAUGGAGACAAAACAAAUUGAUACUCUGGUGAUGCAAAUGAUACAAGAACGAGCGGAAAAUGAAAAGAUAUCGAUUCAAUCUCUUUUCUUGCGGAAUUCUAGGGAGAUUUGCAAAGAGCUGGCCGAGGAACUACGAACUUUGGCUUUUACCGCCAGAACUUGUGCUGAGGAAAAUAGUUCCCCGGAAGAAGCAGCAAUUCAAGCCGAAAAAAGCGUGGAUGUUCUAAUUGACAACAUCAGUCUUGUCUUUAAAUUCAAUGCCAGGAAUUUUCUUAAUUUUGCAGCUGUGCACGUGGCUUCGUAUCUUCUACUUGUUUGUGAUGUCGAUACCUAUCAUCGAGAGGAUAUCUUUCUUUGCUUAAAUCGCAUCUGUCUCGGCGUAAAUAAGCCAAGAGCUACUCUUUUAAUCGAGAUACUUCCCUCUAUUUUCGAAAAACGCUUUGAACGUUGUGCGUUGUUCAAGAGUACUAUGGAUCGACUGAGAGCCGUGUACCUGGCAUAUGCAAAUGUUGAUAUUGAGAGUGUUUGGGCAAGUAGACGUUAUACAAUUGUUUACAGCCUUCUUCGUUCGCUGGCUUACAAUCCGGAAGAGGUCUCCAAGUUACUUCAAAAGACUUUGCCUGGGUCUCAAGAGCCUCGUGAAAAAGGAAAAGCCGAUUCUUCUAGCACAUUGACGGAAAUUCUACGCUACAAUUGUGAAUAUCUUGGAUUUUUGUUGUCUUUUCGCCGUCAUCUCGAAGACGAGGAAAAUUAUGAAUUACGAGAAACAAUGUUGAAAUCAAUUGCGAUUAUUAUUCGAACAAUUGAUAAAAAUUUUCUCGAAAGGAUAGCGACAAAGGUACUCAUCCUUUUGAGAGCCGCAACGGCUACGCUGGGACAGAUGUGCUGGAAAAUCUGGUGUGAAUUUGCAAGGGCACUGCCUGCUCGACAGCGUUCAGUUUUACUGCCUCAAAUUUUGAUUGCAGUCGAGCCACUUUGUUUGGAAGACGAAUCACAUGAGAUUCUCGAGGCUUUAUUCGAAGAUAUAAAUGGCGACACAGAGAGACGGGAAGAACUUCUACCGACGGCUCGCGUACUUGCUUGGCAUAAAACGGAUAAACCAACGGCGAUGACAAAGUACCUGAAACAAAAGGUCCUUGGCUCCAGUGAGGCGCCGAUGGAGACGAUAAUAAAUGAUGCAGCGAAAAUGUUGGAAGCCGAGUGUGACGUGGUGGGACGAGUUGUACUGCAAAGGAUUCUAUCAAAUCUAGACGACCCCCUCACUGAUGAAACUUCCAUUGGCUUGCUGGUUCGUGCUUUGUUGUAUACGAUUCGUAAUUGCGGACAAGCGGAUGUGCGUGAAUUGGCAGCUCGUUGUUUGGGGCGUAUUGGUGCUGUAGAUCCUGGAAGAGUUGGGCUCUCUUUGGCACACCGUAUGGCUCACAGAACAAAACAACCCGGGACUCAAAACGUUUUUGUGGAUGAUCCGAACAGUCAAUUCUUCAUUUAUUUGCUCGAACGUUGCUGGCGAGUUUAUUCAACGAUUGUCGAUCCGGAAUUGAUCAACAGCGCAGAAUAUUCGUUGCAGAAGCUACUGAAAACAAUGGGCGGAAUGGAUGUGCUAGGAAAAGUCAAUAAUUCACAGUGCCAACAAGAUCUUGAGCCUCUAAUUAGCACAAGGUUAUCACCACAAGGCUCCAGUCAAGACAUCGUAUUUGAGACACCUCUUGUUACGAACUCGACCAGUUAUAAUCAAUGGUUACUCGAUUGCUUUUUGAUGGGAAUAUCAUACAUUUCGGCUCCUCUUUUGUGUGACGUCUUCAAGAAUUUGCGCAAUAUAGCUGCAUGUUAUGAUGCCCCCUUUUUGUGCGAGCUUCUACCUCACGCUAUUAUUCAAUUGAUCAUUGAGUUAAAUUUCGAAGUCGUCAAGAAGUUUGCUGACGAAAUGGAGUUAUGUAUACGACUGGCGACGGAAGUUAUUGGCUGGCAACGAAUGACCGCUAAUGCUGUAUUCUGCGUUCUUGACUCACUAGAGGCAUUUAUUCUGAGAAGAAAGAAGCAAGCGAACAAGGAGAAUGACAAAGUACUCAAUUUGGCUACUCAAGUUCACUCAAAAAUUGUUGGAUUGAAAACAAAGGACGGAGAAUUUCUUGUCGUUUUGGCGGCUGAAAAAUCGGGAUGUUUGUUACGUGCGCUGAGAUGGUGUGAACAGUAUGCCAUCGAUGGAGUAGACCCAAAAACCGAACGACAUUCUUUCUACGUUCUCGAGCGGAUUUACACUGCCUUGGGAGAUGUGGAUGGGGUACAAGGAUCAUUUGAGACUAUUCGCAAAAAGAACUCACCGACUCCUGAUGAAACGAUUCUUGCUUGUGAAGCUAUUGGAGAUUACAGUGAAGCCAUGCCACUUUACGAACAAUGUACGGAAAAUAAAGAAUAUCGCCUAUUGAGAUCCCUUAUUAGUUUGAAUCAACCUAUGCUUGCGCUCACAACAGCUGAAGAGAUGUAUCGACGCUACUCUUCUGAUGGUACUAGUUUGACUCUUCGCGCCAUUGAAGACAUCCAAAUGGAGGCCGCCUGGUACCUUAGAGAUUGGGACAAAUUAGGAGAUCGUAUUGAAGAGUUUCAACCAUUAUCCGAUAAUCGAGAUACUUCAUGGGGUGCUUCUUGUGCUAUUGCCUUACACGCUGUCCGUAAAAGAGACAAAAAUUUGAUCGAGGAGUGCAUUCUUGCUAGUCGACAAAGAGUUAUUGAUGGUUUAAUUACAAUGACAAUGGAGGAUGCGGAUGCGUACGCACAAUCAUAUAAAUAUUUUACGAGAUUACACAUCCUAGAUGAGAUUGAAGAAUUUUCCUCUGCACCUCCCGGUGUUCAAUUGGGGUCACUUGAUAAUACGCUGAAAAAGUGGCAGAAAAGAUCGGAGAUGGUGAUACAAGAUACAUCGUUCCUUGAACCAAUAUUACGUGUAAGAAGGGAGUUGCUUGCAGACGUCAAAUCAUAUGCUCCACAGAGGUCCCAGCUAUUACUCCAAAGCUCACGUUUGGCACGGCAAGCUGGCCAUCUUCAAAUUGCAUGGACUUUUCUGUGCGAAGCAAAAGCCCUCAACACUUGCGAUUUUGAGUUGGGAGCUGAGGAGGCGAGAUUCCUUUUUCAAAAGAAUUCCGCUCCUGCAUCGAUUUCGGUAUUAAAUAGAAUGCUCGUGGGACCAAGAUUUAGCGAACUCCAUAACUUUUUCAACACUCUAAAGGCAAAACGACAUGACGAGGUUAAGCAAGCGGCGCAAGCAGCGCAUCAAACUCUGAAGUCUAUUCCAAAAGAGAUUCGAGUUCAAUAUGCAGAGAUUCAACUCAUGGCAGCCGAAUACAAUCAAAAGGCGGGUAAUAGAGAUUACAACGACCUUUAUCCCACUUACGCAUGUUUACGACAUUUGAAUGUAAGAAGUGAAGAUCUCUCUUAUCGUAUUGCCACUUUUUACGACUGUCUUCUUGAGAAGAGCUUGACUAGCAAUACGACGACAACUCGAGCAGACCAAGUGGUGGCUUAUGUGCUUACAACGUAUAUGGAUGUCUUACGAAAUGGAAAGUCACACUCUUUACACGUAAUGCCGAGAAUGUUGACGAUUUGGCUUGAUUACACCGAAAAUAAGCAUAAACUUUUAACAAAAGAAACUGAGCCAUCGAUUGCGAAAAACAUCAACGGAACGAUUGAUUCGCUAUGUAAUGCGAUGAGGAAGGUUUGGCAAACUGUCGAUGCGGUUUUGUUUUUUGAAUCAUUUCCGCAACUAAUCUCCCGCAUUUGUCAUCCUUCAAACAGCGUUUUUGAAUUGCUAAAGGAAAUUCUAUCUGGAUUGAUCAGAGCGUUUCCUCAUCAAUGUCUUUGGCAAUCUGUUGCUGUAUAUCGUCCCGAUAAACCAACGAAUGUACCACAAGCAAAGGGUGUGCCGGAUGCUGUAAUGGAAGAAAAACAGAAAUUCAUGAGAAUGCGGCUUGAAAGGAUCCACCAAGUUUUCGACGUUAUACGAGCGGCGAACCCUGAAUUAAAUACACUCAUCGAUCAAUACGAUUACGUUUCUUAUUUGCUUCUGAACUUUGCCGAUAAAUCAGUCUCUCGAACCGGCUCAAAUCUGAGUCUAAAGAAGGAUUUCCCAGAGCUUGUCAAUUUUUUUGGUAGUGGAAAGAUCAAUUCGAUGCAUUUGGCACGGAAUCUGGUCGCAGAAAGAUUCGGAAUAAAAUCAAAGGUUCGGAGGAUCGAUUCAGGCCGAAUGGGGGAAGGGCCGCGAAAAGUGGAGAUUAUGAUUCCUUAUACUGAGUUAAUGAUGCGUGCAGUAGACUACGCUUAUAAUACAAAGCCGUUGUCAAUGUCUCAAGUCUGCUUCAAUAGUCAACCACAAGGUCAAAAUGCGUUGAAUUCAUCAUUUGAGGUCCCCGAUGAAGUGUUUAUUCAUGAAAUUGUCGAUGAGUACAUGGUUUUCGCUUCCAUGGCUAAGCCUAAAAAGUUUACGGUUCGCGGAAUGGAUGGCAAACGAUAUGAUUUAUUAGCAAAAGGUGGCGACGAAUUGCGAAAAGAUGCACGAUUUAAUGAUGUCAACAGGAUGAUGAAUUGUUUAAUGAAACGCAAUCCAGUCGCUCGUCGUCGACAGCUGAUGGUCAAAACGUACACCGUGGUGCCUCUGGCGAGUGAAGGUGGAAUUAUGGAAUGGUUGCCAAAUUUGGAGACUUAUCGUCGUGUCCUUACUUCUAUGUUUCCCGGAAAGUUUGGAAAAGAUCCACCAGCCGUCAAACUGGAUUUUACAGAAUUUACUCGAAUGAACGAUGAACAAAGUUUGAAAAUAAUGCGUGAAAGCUACUAUCCAGCUCAUCCACUUGUGCUUUCUGACUGGUUUCGGCAAACUUUUAAUGACCCAUGUUCUUGGCAUUCCGCACGAUUGGCGUACGUACGCUCGACAGCUGUGAUGAGUAUGAUUGGAUUUGUGAUGGGUUUGGGCGAUAGACAUGCAGAAAAUAUCCUCAUUGACAAAAUUGAUGGUGUGACGGUUCACGUUGAUUACAACCUGAUUUUCAACAAGGGGGAGCAAUUACCCGUUCCCGAGGUUGUGCCAUUCCGUUUAACUCGGAAUAUGGUCGAUGGACUUGGACCCACCGGUGUUGAAGGAGCUUUUAGAAAAAGUUGUGAGGCAACGCUGAGCGUAAUGCGUGAAAACAAGGAAACUCUGUUGACGGUAAUAGCUACAUUUGUCCACGAUCCACUUCUCGAAUUUUUCAAGGCGGCUGAAAGAGCCAAUCGGCAGUCGCAUUCCAGCAAACAAUUCUUGCCAAGCGAAAUUGAUGCGAUGUCAAGUGAGGCAAAAGAGCGGCAUGCAAAGAAUAGCGUUACUCUGAUCACAAGACGUCUUGAGGGGCACAUCAUUAGUAUGAAGAAUCAACAUCAGUCCGAACAAACCUCACCGAUGAUCGUUGAAGGCCAAGUGGAUCGUUUAAUCGAGAUGGCAGCAGAUGAAACGCUUCUUUCAAGAAUGUAUCUCGGAUGGGCGCCUUACCUU
Messenger RNA from Mesorhabditis belari, 8067 nucleotides. The record is from the annotation of a GenBank genome assembly. Lineage: Eukaryota; Metazoa; Nematoda; Chromadorea; Rhabditida; Rhabditidae.